AUGCCAUUCGGUUGUUGGAAAGGUAUAAUGAACCGAGUGCUCGGUUUUACGACUGGCUUUCAAGGUUCUGAUCUGCAACUGGCAGUUCAAAAGGUUAGAUGUGUAUCGCAUGACAGCCGUGAAGCUAAGGUCAUGGUCAUCUGCAUCAACCCUUAUGAUCAACGGAUCGUUGGAGUUGACUGCAUGGAGAUUAGAUGGGUUUCUCUCCAGCCUAUAGGGUCAGCAGAGUUGUGA
This is a messenger RNA of Marasmius oreades (fairy-ring Marasmius), 234 nucleotides long. RefSeq lists its product as uncharacterized. Bases 1 to 234 code for a protein of 77 amino acids. Lineage: Eukaryota; Fungi; Basidiomycota; Agaricomycetes; Agaricales; Marasmiaceae. The transcript has 4 exons. The record is from RefSeq and is a predicted model, not a curated record.